Molecule: messenger RNA, 3441 nt
Organism: Opisthocomus hoazin
Lineage: Eukaryota; Metazoa; Chordata; Aves; Opisthocomiformes; Opisthocomidae
Source: RefSeq, a predicted model, not a curated record
GGUUGGAGCUCCUCGGGAAAAGGCCUUUCCAUCCCAACAAGCCAACCGAACAGGAGGGUUGUACAGCUGUGACAUCGCCUCUCCCAGUACACGCUGCACACGGGUCAUAUUUGAUCAGGAGACUGACCCGAAGAUGGAGAGUAAAGAAGACCAAUGGAUGGGUGUAACUGUGCAAAGUCAGGGGCCAGGAGGAAAUGUGGUGACAUGUGCACAUCGCUAUGAGAAAAGGCAGUAUGUAAACACAGUGCAGGAAACCCGGGACAUCAUUGGAAGGUGCUAUGUGCUGAGCCAGGAUCUCACUAUUAAGGACGAUAUGGAUAAUGGAGUAUGGAGUUUCUGUGAUGGUCGUUUAAGAGGCCAUGAGAAGUUUGGUUCCUGUCAGCAAGGUGUUGCUGCUACUUUCACUAGAGACUAUCAUUACAUUGUGUUUGGUGCCCCAGGCACUUACAAUUGGAAAGGAGUGGUUCGUGCAGAGCAAAAGAAUCAGACAUUUUAUGAUCUGGGUAUAUUUGAUGAUGGGCCUUACGAAGUCGGUGAUGAGAGCCGCCAAGAUAAGAAUCUAGUUCCUGUUCCAGCUAACAGUUACUUAGGUUUCUCUUUGGACUCUGGUAAAGGAAUUGUCUCCCAGGAUGAGAUGACUUUUGUGUCUGGUGCCCCAAGAGCCAACCACAGCGGAGCAGUGGUUUUACUGAAAAAAGAGAAGAAUCAGAGAGCACUUUCACUGGAACACAUGUUUGAAGGAGAAGGGCUGGCUUCUUCUUUUGGCUAUGAUGUUGCUGUUGUGGAUCUCAACAACGACGGGUGGCAAGACAUUGUUGUUGGAGCCCCGCAGUAUUUUGACAGAAGUGGGGAUAUUGGCGGUGCUGUGUACGUCUACAUUAACCGGCAAGGCAAAUGGGAAGGAGUAAAACCUAUUCGCUUAAACGGAACCGCGGACUCCAUGUUUGGUCUUGCAGUUGAAAAUGUUGGGGAUAUUAAUCAGGAUGGAUAUCCAGAUAUUGCAGUAGGGGCUCCAUAUGAUGGUCUUGGCAAAGUGUACAUUUAUCAUGGAUCCAAGAAUGGAAUAAAUACAAAACCAGCACAGAUUCUUGAUGGUGAAAAAACCAGCACCAGUUUCUUUGGUUACUCUAUUGCUGGAAACAUGGACCUGGAUAAAAAUUCCUACCCUGAUAUUGCUGUUGGUUCCCUUUCAGAUUCUGUAUCUGUGUUCAGAUCUCGGCCUGUGAUAAGCAUUAGAAGAAGCAUUACAGUACAGCCUGACAGAAUUGAUCUAAAGAAAAAGAACCCUGAGGACCCUAGUGAAAUAUGGAUGGAUGUGAAAGCAUGUUUUCAGUAUACCGCAAACCCCAGUGAUUUAAACCCAAGAAUAAAGAUCAACUACACAUUUGAAGCAGAAAACGAGCGGAGGCAGUUAGGCCUGCCGUCUAGGGUGCGGUUUAAAGACCACCUGUCUGAUCAGUUUACUGCAAGUACAACCCUAAGGGGGCAGAACUCAAAAGAGUGUGUGACAACCAAGCUUGUGCUGCAGGAAAAAAUUAAAGAUAAGCUACGCCCCAUUCCGAUAUCAGUCAGUGUUAAAAUUGCUGGCCUGGAUUCUAGCUCACCGUCCACACGAAAAGAGAGAGCACUUCCGGAUCUUAUACCAAUUCUAAAUUCAAAUGAAUCUGAAACAAAGACCACAAAAGUGGAGUUCUUAAAAGAAGGAUGUGGAGAAGACAAUGAAUGUCACAGCAAUUUGAAGCUUCAGUACCGGUUUUGUGCUAGAGAGGGAAAUGAAGACAGGUUUACUUACUUACCAAUUGAAAAUGGCCUGCCAGUGCUUCUUCUGAAAGAUCAGAAAGAUAUUGCCCUGGAAAUAACAGUGACAAACAAUCCAUCUGAUGCAAAAAAGCCACAAAAAGACGGUGAAGAUGCAUAUGAAGCUAAACUAAUUGCAACUUUUCCAGACAGUCUGACAUAUUCUGCAUUCAGGGAGAUGAGGGGUUAUCCUGAAAAACAGCUAACAUGUGGUGCUAACCAGAAUGGUUCUCAAGCAGAGUGUGAACUUGGAAAUCCUUUCAAAAGAAAUUCCAACGUAACCUUUUAUCUGAUCUUAAGUACCACUAAAGUUAAUGUUGAUACAACAGACUUGGACAUCAAUCUGAAGUUGGAAACAACAAGCACUCAAGUUAAUUUGACUCCAAUUAUAGCUAGUGCUAAAGUGGUUCUUGAAUUGCUUUUAUCGCUCACUGGAGUUGCGAAGCCUUCUCAGGUGUAUUUUGGAGGUGACAUUGUUGGUGAGAGUGCCAUGAAAUCGGAAGAUAAUAUUGGAAACCUCAUAGAGUAUGAAUUCAGAGUAACUAACUUGGGCAGACCACUGAAAACAUUUGGUACCGCUUCCCUGGACAUCCAGUGGCCGAAAGAAAUCAGUAAUGGCAAAUGGCUGCUUUAUUUGAUGAAAAUAGAUUCCAAAGGCUUGGAAAAAGUCUCCUGUCAACCUGAGAAUGAAAUCAAUAGUUUGCAUGUUGCGGAAUCCCAUAACUCAAGAAGGAAACGUGAGGUUGCAGAGAAGCAGAUUACAGACAGCAAGACAUUUUCUUUAUUCUCAGAAAGAAAAUACAAGACCCUGGACUGCCAUGUGAAUGCACGCUGUGUGGACAUAAAAUGUCCCCUGAAGGGUUUAGACAGCAAGGCAUCUAUUGUGCUGCGAUCCAGACUGUGGAACAGUACUUUCUUAGAAGAAUACUCCAAAAUGAACUACCUGGACAUUCUUGUUAGGGCUUCGAUUAGUGUUCCUGUUGCAGCUAAGAAUGUUAAACUCACAAAUGAAGUUGCUCAGGUGCGUGUUACUGUCUUUCCUGCAAAACCAGUAGCACUUUAUACAGGAGUACCUUGGUGGAUCAUCUUGGUGGCUAUUUUUGCUGGAAUACUGAUGCUUGCACUGUUGGUAUUCUUACUAUGGAAGUGUGGUUUCUUCAAGAGAAAUAAGAAAGAUCAUUACGAUGCCACAUAUCACAAGGCUGAGAUCCAUGCUCAGCCAUCUGAUAAAGAGAGGCUUACUUCUGAUGCAUAGUAUUGAUCUACUUCUGUAAUUGUGUGGGUUCUUCCAGCGUUCUAGGUACGAAGACAGUGUCCCCCGAUAUCAUGCUGUAAGAAUUCGAAAAGAAGAGCGACAGAUCAAAGAUGAGAAAUGCAAAGACCUUGAGACAAAACAGUGGUUCACAAAAUGGAAUGAAAAUGAAAGUUAUUCUUAGGAAAAAACUCUUUUAAUCCACAAAGUUCAGAUAGAGGUUAAGGUUUUCAUUAAUGGAAUACGGAUGGAGUUAGACCUAUGAACACUAUGGACAUUCACCAUUUGAUUGUAGAUAUUACUACUUAUACUGAGGCUUUUGUUUGCACAGUUAAAAUUGCUUCAACAGACUUUAUUUGCAUUAUUUGAUUUCCAGACUGCCUCUUUCCUCC